Physcomitrium patens is the source of this 1672-nucleotide messenger RNA. RefSeq lists its product as uncharacterized. The record is from RefSeq and is a predicted model, not a curated record. Lineage: Eukaryota; Viridiplantae; Streptophyta; Bryopsida; Funariales; Funariaceae.
CAUUUGUUGAUUGCGUUGGCGUUUUCAAAUGGGUCAUUUAGAGUAUUCGAGAUCGGUUCGAUGCUAGUAGUUGUCAGGAAUUUGCAGUGAGAUUCGAAAACGCUGGUACUUUUCAAGUGGGGAUGGUUUCGUGACUUGGCACUGAGGAUUUGAGGUUGUGAACUACUAGAGGUGAUCAGAUUUCUGCUUCUAGUUGGCUGUCAUUUUCAGCCUCACGUGAUUGUUUCUCGAUGGCGAUUGCUGCAACUUGUAUUGGUUCUUUGUUGCCAAGACCUUCGUGGCGCAUCCCCAAUUCUGCGACGAGGCUUGAUGAAUUUAAAUUUCAGUCGAUGUUGGCAAGAAAAGUAGCUAAGAAAAAUUGUCGCAAAGGGCUGUGUAGGGCGAUGCAAUCUUCGUCAUCUUCUAGCCAGCGACAUGUAAUCAUCACCGGUGGAAACACUGGUAUAGGAAAAGCUACCGCCACGGAGCUCGCAAGGCAGGGCAUGGCUGUCACCAUUGCGUGCAGAAACGUAGAGAAAGGAAAGCAAGCUGUGGCAGAUAUUAUUCGAGAAUCUAGUAACCCCUCUGUCAGGGUUAUGGAAUUAGACUUGGCUUCUUUUGCGUCGAUCCGACAGUUUGCAGCAGGGUAUUUGCACCUUGGUCUCCCAUUAAACUCCCUUGUGAAUAAUGCAGGUGUAAUGGCAUGUCCUCAACAGUACACUGUGGAUGGCUUUGAGUACCAACUCGGGGUGAAUCACUUGGGCCAUUUCCUCCUUACUUCCUUAUUGCUCGGAAAACUCAAAUCAUGUGCCUCACCAGGAAUGAAGUCAAGAGUGGUGGUCCUGGCUUCAGCAGCUGAGCGAAUUGGGAACAUUGACUUCAACGAUCUCAACUAUAAAUCUCGGAGUUACAAUAAUUGGCUAGCUUAUGGGCAAUCGAAAUUAGCGAAUUGCCUUUUCUCCCUCGAGCUUUCACGACGCUGCACAUCUUUGGGAAUUCCUGUUACGUCAAACAGUAUGCACCCUGGCAUAGUGGACACUGAGUUGAUUCGAUACGUGUUUCCUCAAGCAUUGGAUAGGAGUCUACCAUUUUCGGGUUUGAGGCCCGUAGUGACUAAACUGUUGGGCUUAAAGACUCCCAAGCAAGGUGCAUCAACAUCAGUAUACUUGGCAAAUUCUUCCGAAAUGGAAGGUCUCACAGGCGGAUACUACGAGGAUAGCCGAAAAGCAAAUCCCAGUGCUAGAGCUACAGACACAGAACUAUCUUUUAAACUGUGGGCAGUUAGCGAGGAAUUAACAAAUACAACAGACAUUCUGGAACCCCUGCAGUUGAGUGCCCGGGCCUCACAAGGAGUGAGCAUGAUCAGUCACCGUUUGACCAACUUUUCCAGUUAAGAAAACGCUCUGUUUCUAGGGGGUUUUCAAACAGAACAAGAUAACCUACCACCUUCCUGAUGAAAUAUGUGUAUUAUAAUGAUAGAAAUUGCUACGACGAAUCGUUUUGAGAGUUAAGCUACCAAUCAGUGUACCUAUUAACUUCAUGCUACCAUCAACAAUCAGAUUCAAGAGAGGUAAUUUACUGUCAAGUCGUGAGAGUUGCUUCGAGCUGAAUUAUUUUAAUGCCUUAAUAACAAUUUAGAAACAUGCUCCUCUAGUCUAUGUAUUUUUAGUCAAUAUAGCUUUUGUUGCAAUAA